CCUCUUUAAUUACCUUGGCCUUGCAGCUCUUGAUCCAUUCACAAUCAGAUAGCCAUGGCAGCCAUUAAGGUCCACGGAAGUGUAAUGUCAACCGCUACACAGCGAGUUCUUGUUUGCCUUUACGAGAAAGAGCUUGAGUUUGAGUUUGUUCCGGUGGACAUGAAAUCUGGGGCACACAAACAGGAGCCUUUUCUUUCCCUCAAUGUAAGUGUGAAACAGAGAUCUCUCGCUUUGUUUAUCAGUGUGAUUGUCAUUUUGUUUUUUCUUUAGAGGGUUACUUUACUAGAAACGUAUUGUAGAGAAAUUUCAUAAAUUUUACGGUGAAAUGUUUUAUGGUGAAAUUUUGUUGGAUUGUUAAAUUUUUUAUGUUGGGUAAGAAAUUGAUAUAAGAAAA
This is a messenger RNA of Rubroshorea leprosula, 394 nucleotides long. NCBI's taxonomy places the organism in Eukaryota, Viridiplantae, Streptophyta, Magnoliopsida, Malvales, Dipterocarpaceae. The record is from the annotation of a GenBank genome assembly.